Molecule: messenger RNA, 9459 nt
Organism: Morus notabilis
Lineage: Eukaryota; Viridiplantae; Streptophyta; Magnoliopsida; Rosales; Moraceae
Product: BEACH domain-containing protein C2
Exons: 32
Coding region: 180-9095 (2971 amino acids)
Molecular function (GO): protein binding
Source: RefSeq, a predicted model, not a curated record
UCUUACUCUCUCUCUCCGAUUCCGAGAGAUUUUCUUGUUCUAUUUUCCUUCACUUUCUCGAUCAUUUUCUUUCCCGUUUCUGCCAUAAUCGCACGACAUCUCCAGUUCUCGUCGGAUUUUCUUCCUCCAAGGUAGCUUGGAUUGCAUAUAAUUUGAAUGACUUCUGAAGCAGUAUUAUAAUGGAAGAAGGAGAAAUAAAGGAGAUUGAUGAAAUCUCCAGGAAGGAUUCGGAUAAUCAUGAAGUAGUUGGUGGUGUACAUAGAGAUACUGGUUCAUCUCAGCAGGAGAAUAUUAAUAUUACUGGUGGUGAUGAAGCUGUGAUUAGUAAUAAUAUUUCAGUCUUGGAUGGGGUUGAUUUAGUAGAUGUAGCUGUGGAUGAAGAUCAGUUUGAGCAGGUUUCUUUGACAGAUCAAGAGAAAGCUGUUGUUCCUAGGAGUAGUGAUGUCGAUUCAAACCGAUCGUCAAAUUCAGAUAAUGCAAGAUACUCAUAUGGUAGGUUUGAAGAUGCUGCGCAAUUUUCACUUGUUGCAUUUACUGCUGAAUCUGAUUCGUCCCCAGUUCGCCAAAUACAGCAUGAUCACCCUUCUCAGAGCUCUCAUCACGACAAACGUUUUGACUCUAUCAAACCAUCUACCUCAUCUACUAGUAUUGAUUCUGCUUUACAUGAGGACGCUUCGAUUUCGUCUGCUGGUUCUCCUGCAAAUCCUAAAGCAAAAGCUGCUAUGCCAAAUGUGUCUCCAGAGUUAUUGCAUUUAGUGGAUUCUGCUAUUAUGGGAAAGCCAGAAAGUUUGGAAAAAUUGAAGAAAAUUGUUAGUGGGGUGGAGAGUUUUGGAGCCGGGGAGGAAAUGGAGAGCAUUGCUUUAUUGGUAGUCGAUUCACUUAUUGCAACUAUGGGUGGCGUUGAAAGUUUUGAAGAAUAUGGGGAUAACAAUCCUCCUAGUGUAAUGCUAAACUCUCGGGCUGCCAUUGUGGCAGGUGAACUCAUUCCUUGGCUCCCUUGGGAAGGUGAUAGUGAUGUUGUCAUGUCCCCUCGGACGCGGAUGGUUAGGGGGUUGCUUGCAAUAUUACGUGCUUGCACAAGAAAUAGAGCAAUGUGUUCUAUGGCUGGUUUGUUAGGUGUUCUUUUCUGGUCAGCAGAAAACAUUUUUACGGAAAAUGUGGGCUCAAUGGAAGAAAUGAAAUGGGAUGGAACUCCUUUGUGCUACUGCAUUCAGUACUUAGCAGGGCAUUCAUUGAGUGUCAUUGAUUUGCACAGAUGGUUUCAAGUAAUUACAAGAACGCUUACUACUGUUUGGGCAACUCGCUUAAUGCUUGCUUUGGAGAAGGCGGUGGGUGGAAAGGAAUCAAAGGGACCAGCAUGUACUUUUGAGUUUGAUGGUGAAAGCUCUGGUUUGCUUGGUCCAGGGGAAAGUCGUUGGCCAUUCACAAAUGGGUAUGCAUUUGCAACAUGGAUUUACAUUGAAUCAUUUGCAGAUACAUUGAAUACAGCAACUGCUGCUGCAGCAAUAGCUGCUGCAGCAGCUGCCAAGUCAGGAAAAUCUUCAGCUAUGUCAGCUGCUGCUGCUGCCAGUGCACUCGCUGGUGAAGGGACAGCACACAUGCCACGCCUGUUCAGUUUUUUGUCUGCUGACAAUCAGGGAAUAGAGGCAUAUUUUCAUGCACAGUUCUUAGUGGUUGAAAUUGGCAGUGGAAAAGGAAAGAAGGCUUCUUUACAUUUUACUCAUGCAUUCAAGCCACAAUGCUGGUACUUCAUUGGUCUGGAGCAUACUUGCAAGCAAGGGCUGCUUGGAAAAGCAGAGAGUGAACUGAGAUUAUACAUUGACGGAUCAUUGUAUGAAUCACGACCUUUUGACUUUCCUCGAAUCUCCAAGCCACUUGCAUUUUGUUGCAUAGGGACAAACCCCCCUCCGACAAUAGCUGGUUUACAACGUCGUCGUCGUCAAUGCCCUUUGUUUGCUGAGAUGGGACCUGUUUAUAUUUUUAAGGAACCAAUUGGUCCAGAAAGGAUGGUACGCCUGGCUUCUAGAGGAGGGGAUAUGCUUCCUUCAUUUGGCCAAGGAGCAGGGUUGCCAUGGCUUUCAACAAAUGACUAUGUGCAGAGUAUGGCAGAGGAAAGUUCACUUUUAGAUGCAGAAAUUGGAGGAUGCAUUCAUCUUCUCUAUCACCCUAGUUUACUUAGCGGGAGAUUUUGUCCUGAUGCUUCUCCUAGUGGCGCCGCAGGCAUACUCAGACGGCCAGCUGAGGUUCUUGGACAGGUCCACAUUGCUAUGCGAAUGCGACCAGUGGAGGCUCUAUGGGCCCUGGCAUAUGGAGGUCCAAUGUCUUUGCUUCCUCUUGCAAUUAGUGAUGUGCAAAACAAUAGCUUGGAACCACAACAAAAUAAUUCUUCUUUGUCAAUGGCUACUGCUUCUCUUGCUGCUCCAAUAUUUAGAAUAAUUUCUAUGGCUAUUCAGCACCCCAGGAACAAUGAAGAGUUAAGUCGUGCCAGAGGACCUGAAGUUCUAUCAAGAAUCUUAAAUUACCUUCUGCAAACUUUAUCAUCUCUUGGUACCGGAAAGCAUAAUGGUGUGGGGGAUGAGGAACUUGUUGCAGCUGUUGUGUCCCUCUGUCAAUCUCAGAAAAAUAACCAUUCACUUAAGGUGCAGCUGUUUAGUACGCUGCUCCUGGAUCUUAAAAUUUGGAGCUUAUGUAAUUAUGGACUGCAAAAGAAGCUUCUAUCAUCACUUGCUGACAUGGUUUUCACAGAGUCGUCUGUAAUGCGAGAUGCUAAUGCCUUUCAAAUGCUUUUGGAUGGCUGCAGAAGGUGCUAUUGGACUAUUCGCGAAACGGACUCUGUGAAUACCUUUUCUUUAAAUGAGGCAACACGACCUGUUGGUGAAGUGAAUGCAUUGGUUGAUGAACUGUUGGUGAUAAUUGAACUUCUAAUAGGAGCAGCACCUCCUUCGUUGGCUUCAGAUGACGUCCGUCGUUUACUUUGGUUCAUGGUUGAUUGUCCACAACCCAAUCAGGUUGCAAGGGUGUUGCAUCUAAUCUACCGCUUAGUGGUACAACCAAAUACAUCCAGAGUUCACACAUUUGCAGAGGCAUUUAUAGCUUGUGGUGGGGUGGAAACUCUUCUGGUUCUACUGCAACGGGAAGCCAAAACUGGUGACUCUAGCGUUCUUGAAUCCAGCACCAACAGCGACAAAACUUUGGGGGUUCAGGGACCUGAGCUAGAUGGUGGAAGUGGGGAACCUGGAAAGUAUGAGGAUUAUGAAACAGGACACAAAGAGAAGGAGCUCAGUUCCAGCGAGGAUGUUGGUAAAUCUGAGACCUCCAACUGUAGAGACAACCCUGCUCCUGUUUCCCCAAAUGUCAGAAUUGAAAGGAUGGUUUCUGUUUCUGAUAAUUCUUUUCUUAAGAAUCUGGGUGGUAUCAGCCUUUCAAUAAGUGCAGACAAUGCAAGAAAUAAUGUUUAUAAUGUUGACAAGACUGAUGGCAUUGUUGUUGGAAUCAUUGGGCUGUUGGGUGCUUUAGUAGCAUCUGGUCAUUUAAAAUUUGAUUCAUAUGCUUCCUCAGAUGUGACCAGUAAUCUUCUGGGAACUGGACUGCAUGAUGGAGGUAGCACCAUGUUUGAUGAUAAAGUUUCUCUCCUACUUUUUGCUUUGCAUAAAGCUUUCCAAGCAGCACCAAAAAGGCUCAUGACUAGCAAUGUCUAUGUGGCAUUAUUUGGGGCAUCGAUCAAUGCUUCUUCGACUGAUGAUGGGCUGAACUUUUAUGAUUCGGGUCAUCGAUUUGAACAUUCACAGCUUCUCUUGGUUCUUCUACGUUCACUUCCAUAUGCAUCUAGGUCUUUCCAAAGCCGAGCACUCCAGGAUCUUCUGUUUUUGGCAUGCAGUCACCCAGAAAAUAGAAUUGCUCUGACAAAAAUGGAGGAAUGGCCGGAAUGGAUUCUGGAGGUUCUUAUCUCUAACUAUGAGGUGAAUGCGAGCAAAAGUUCUGAUUCUGUAAGCCUUGGAGACGUAGAAGACCUGAUACACAACUUCCUUAUUAUAAUGUUAGAGCAUUCAAUGCGCCAGAAGGAUGGGUGGAAGGACAUUGAAGCUACCAUUCAUUGUGCAGAGUGGCUUUCCAUUGUGGGUGGAUCUAGCACUGGAGACCAAAGAAUUAGACGCGAAGAAUCAUUACCCAUAUUUAAGAGAAGGCUUUUGGGUGCCUUGCUAGACUUUGCUGCUAGAGAACUCCAAGUUCAGACUGAAGUUAUUGCUACAGCAGCUGCUGGCGUUGCAGCAGAGGGGUUAUCACCAAAAGAUGCCAAGGCAGAAGCAGAUAAUGCUGCGCAACUUUCAGUAGCUUUGGUGGAGAAUGCAAUCGUAAUACUAAUGCUUGUUGAGGAUCAUUUACGAUUACAAAGCAAGCAAUCUUGUGCUUCACGUGCUCCAGAUGGUUCUAAAUCCCUCUUUUCUCUUGCAUCUCCCUUGAAUAACCGCACCAAUUCAUCAACUACUGGUGAUCGCGGAUCAUUAUCUAGUCAUCCUGGGGGACUACCUCUUGAUGUUCUCGCUACUGUGGCUGAUGGGAAUGGACAAGUCUCAACAACAGUGAUGGAACAUCUUACUGCUGCGGCAGCAGCUGAGCCUUAUGAAUCUGUGUCUUGUGCUUUUGUUUCAUAUGGAAGUUCUUCUGUGGAUUUGGCCGAGGGAUGGAAGUAUAGGAGUCGAUUGUGGUAUGGUGUUGGGCUUUCUUCCAAAGAAGCUCCCUUUGGUGGUGGUGGUAGUGGCUGGGAAUCUUGGAAGUCUGCACUGGAGAAGGAUGCAAAUGGAAACUGGGUUGAACUUCCCUUGGUAAAGAAAUCUGUUGCAAUGCUCCAAGCUCUUCUAUUGGACGAAUCUGGACUUGGUGGUGGUCUUGGGAUAGGUGGUGGAUCAGGAACUGGAAUGGGGGGGAUGACAGCUCUUUACCAGUUAUUGGACAGUGAUCAACCGUUCUUAUGCAUGCUUCGGAUGGUUCUUCUUUCAAUGAGGGAAGAAGAUGAUGGUGAAGAUAGUAUGCUCUUGUGGAAUGUAAGCAUAAAUGAAGCAAAAUCAGAAGGAAGGAAACCGCGUUCGGCAUUGUUGUGGAGUGUGCUUUCACCGGUUCUAAACAUGCCGAUAUCAGAUUCUAAGAGACAGAGAGUGUUAGUAGCUUCUUGUGUUCUUUAUUCUGAGAUAUAUCAUGCAGUUAGUAGGGACAGAAAGCCUCUUCGUAAACAGUAUCUUGAGGCCAUCAUACCUCCUUUUGUUGCUGUUCUGAGAAGGUGGAGGCCACUCUUGGCUGGUAUUCAUGAACUUGCAACUGCUGAUGGUUUGAAUCCACUUAUUGUCGAUGACCGUGCAUUAGCUGCAGAUUCCCUCCCCGUAGAGGCCGCCCUGGCGAUGAUCUCUCCAGCUUGGGCUGCUGCUUUCGCAUCACCACCUGCUGCAAUGGCCCUUGCAAUGAUUGCUGCUGGCGCAUCUGGUGGGGAAAAUCCAGCUCCCACAAUAACUGCUCAGCUUAAGCGUGACUCCUCGUUAUUGGAGCGUAAAGUUACUAGGCUCCAUACAUUUUCAAGCUUUCCAAAACCUUUGGAGGGGCCUAACAAAUCCUCAGCUCUUCCAAAGGACAAGGCUGCAGCAAAAGCUGCUGCCUUAGCUGCUGCACGAGAUCUUGAGCGUAAUGCGAAAAUUGGUUCUGGGAGGGGUCUCAGUGCUGUGGCUAUGGCCACAUCUGCGCAGCGGAGGAAUGCUAGUGAUACGGAGCGUGUGAACAGAUGGAAUGUUGCUGAAGCAAUGGGAGUUGCCUGGAUGGAAUGUUUGCAACCAGUUGAUACAAAAUCAGUCUACGGAAAAGAUUUUAAUGCUUUGUCCUAUAAGUUUAUUGCUGUCCUUGUUGCAAGUCUUGCUUUAGCAAGGAACAUCCAAAGAUCAGAGGUCGACAGGCGUGCUCAAGUAGACGUAAUAGCUCGUCAUCGUUUAGGCAAUGGAAUUCGAGCAUGGCGUAAACUCAUUCAUUGCUUGCUAGAAAUGAAUUGUCUUUUUGGGCCAUUUGCAGAACAGUUAUGCAGUCCUCCACGUGUUUUUUGGAAACUAGACUUUAUGGAAACUUCUUCUAGGAUGAGACGAUGUUUAAGGAGGAAUUAUAGAGGGUCAGAUCAUCUUGGUGCUGCUGCCAAUUAUGAUGACCAUGUUAACAUAAAAGAAGAUCAACAAAGUGUCAUAAGUUCAUCAAGUGCUCCUAUUCUGGCAGCAGAAGCAAUCUCGAUGGAUAGAGUAAAUGAAGAUGAUGACCCAGUGGAAAUUGAUCAUUUGGAAGGGAGGGCCUAUGGUAUAGAACAAAAUGCGGAGAAUCAAUCAGAGUUCUCUGUAACAGCUGAGCAAACCGUGCCAGUCCCUGUGGCAUCUGCUGAUGUUCGACUUACUAAUGAUCAGGACUUGGUUGAAAGUUCAUCAGCAGUUGCCCUUGGUUACGUUCCGAGUGAACUUGAUGAAAGAAUUGUUCUUGAGCUUCCUUCAUCGAUGGUUCGCCCGCUGAGAGUCAUACGUGGAACUUUUCAAGUCACAACUAGAAGAAUAAAUUUCAUAGUUGACAAUAGUGAAAGCAAUGCUGCAGUGGAUGGGUUAAAUAGCAUGGAAGUGAGAUAUGAAGAAAAAGAUCGCAGCUGGUUGAUGUCUUCCCUCCAUCAAAUUUAUAGCAGAAGAUAUCUUCUAAGAAGAAGUGCUUUGGAACUUUUUAUGAUUGACCGUUCAAACUUCUUCUUUGAUUUUGCGAGCACUGAAGGGCGAAGAAAUGCAUAUCGUGCUAUUGUACAAGCUCGUCCUCCUCAUCUGAACAACAUAUAUCUUGCAACUCCGAGGCCGGAACAACUUCUGGAAAGAACUCAGCUUAUGGAGCGCUGGGCUAGGUGGGAGAUCAGCAAUUUUGAAUACUUGAUGCAGCUGAAUACAUUGGCUGGGCGUAGUUAUAAUGAUAUUACUCAGUACCCUGUUUUCCCAUGGAUUCUUUCGGAUUACACUUCAGAGAGUUUGGAUCUCAUGGACAGUUCUUCUUACCGAGAUCUUUCAAAGCCUAUCGGUGCACUAAAUCCUGAUCGACUGAAAAAAUUUCAAGAGAGAUAUUCAAGCUUUGAGGAUCCAGUCAUCCCCAAAUUUCAUUAUGGUUCACAUUACUCAAGUGCUGGAACUGUACUGUAUUAUCUUUUUAGAGUGGAACCAUUUACAACUCUUUCCAUUCAACUACAAGGCGGAAAAUUUGAUCAUGCGGAUCGGAUGUUUUCAGAUAUUGCUGCUACUUGGGAUGGAGUUCUUGAGGACAUGAGUGAUGUGAAGGAACUGGUUCCUGAGCUUUUCUACCUCCCUGAGAUAUUAACCAAUGAAAACUCAAUUGAUUUUGGUACGACACAGUUAGGCGGAAAGCUUGAUUCCGUUAAACUUCCUCCUUGGGCCGAAAACCCUAUAGAUUUCAUUCAUAAGCAUAAAAUGGCUCUCGAGAGUGAGCAUGUAUCUGCACAUUUGCACGAAUGGAUUGAUCUUAUCUUUGGGUAUAAGCAACGAGGAAAAGAAGCUAUAUUGGCAAAUAAUGUUUUCUUUUACAUUACCUAUGAAGGGACUGUUGAUAUUGAUAAAAUCUCGAACCCAAUACAAAAGCGUGCCACACAAGAUCAAAUUGCUUACUUUGGGCAAACACCAUCCCAACUUCUUACCGUGCCUCAUAUGAAAAGGAUGCCAUUAGCGGACGCCCUUCAUGUGCAGACCAUAUUCCGGAACCCAAAGGAGGUCAAACCAUAUUCCGUCCCUGCACCUGAACGCUGCAAUCUACCUGCUGCUGCAAUUCAUGCAUCUUCAGAUACUGUUGUAAUCGUGGAUAUAAAUGCACCAGCAGCUCAUGUUGCUCAGCACAAGUGGCAGCCAAACACACCUGAUGGUCAGGGUACACCAUUCCUCUUUCAACAUGGAAAGGCUGCAGUAAGCUCUAGUGGUGGAACAUUUAUGCGGAUGUUCAAAGGGCCGUCUGGGGUUGGUUCUGAUGAUUGGCAUUUCCCACAAGCAUUAGCUUUUGCUACAUCAGGGAUUAGAAGCUCAUCUAUUGUUUCCAUAACAUGGGAUAAGGAAAUUAUCACUGGUGGACACGUGGAUAACAGUAUCAAGCUAAUAUCAUUGGAUGGAGCAAAAACAUUAGAAACGGCCCAUGGGCAUUGUGCUUCAGUCACUUGUCUUGGUCUUUCACCUGAUAGCAGCUAUCUUGUGACAGGAAGCCGAGACACUACUGUGUUACUUUGGAGAAUACAUCGGGCAUUUACCUCUCAGUCGAGCAGCAUAUUGAACCCUCAGGCUGGUGCCAGUACAGCAAAUUCACCCAGCAGUAGUAAUUCAAGCACAUUGGCAGAGAAAAGCAGGAGACGUCACAUAGAAGGUCCCAUAUAUGUUCUCCGUGGCCACCAAAGUGAAAUUCUCUGUUGUUGCGUUAGCUCAGAUCUUGGACUUGUUGUGUCAUGCUCCCAUUCAUCUGAUGUCUUGUUACAUUCUAUAAGAAGAGGUCGAUUGGUAAGAAGACUGCCUGGUAUCAGGGCCAAUGCUGUCUGCCUUUCAUCCGAAGGAGUUAUACUCACUUGGAACAAAUCACAACAUAGUCUCAGGACCUUUACUCUUAACGGGGUACCAAUUUCUAGUAUUCAACUUCCUUUCACCAGAACUAUCAGUUGCAUUGAAAUUUCUGUUGACGGACGAAGUGCUCUAAUUGGAAUAAACACAUGUAUGGAAAAUGACGAACCCAAUAGCUGGGAUUUGAAGCUGAAGAAGCCAGGAUUUGACAAUAUUAAUCAGGAAUCUGACAAGAAUGAAGAAAUAAACAGAUUGGAUCUUCCAUCACCUUCAAUCUGCUUCUUGGAUCUGCAUACUUUGAAGAUAUUUCAUAUCCUGAAGUUAGUAGAGGGACAGGAUAUUACCGCUCUUGCUUUAAACAAUGACAACACGAAUCUUCUGGUGUCUACCGCUGAUAAGCAGUUGAUAAUCUUCACAGAUCCCACUUUGAGCUUGAAGGUGGUGGAUCAGAUGCUCAAACUCGGCUGGGAAGGUGAUGGACUCAGCCCCCUCAUUAGAUAAUAUUUACAGGCCAUACUUAGAGGGAUACUGAAGAUAUCCCAUUACCCAAAAAAUUACCAUUAGGAAAGUAUUGCAAGGGCAUGUUGAAUGGCCCCGCCUUCUGCAUGUCGAGUCGUUCAGUUCAUUUGCGGUUCGGAAAUGUAACAUGUAUCCGAUAAAGAACUACCUAAAUAUCUCAAGAGUUCUUAGGUUAUUAGAUAUACAGGGGGUUUCUUUUUUGUUUUUGUUUUCGCUUUUUCCUCUAUUCAAUUGGCUGUAUGUAUGUUACCUUGAGAUACGAGGAGUCUUGGGCUGUUGAGGCUCGAGCAGUUGAUGGAAAAUUUUUUGACAAAUUAGGGAAUGAAAAUAUAGAAAUUAAUUCUUU